This is a messenger RNA of Mus musculus (house mouse), 11139 nucleotides long. RefSeq names its product TUB like protein 4 (gene Tulp4). Gene Ontology annotation, cellular component: cytoplasm. Bases 2075 to 6847 code for a protein of 1590 amino acids. NCBI's taxonomy places the organism in Eukaryota, Metazoa, Chordata, Mammalia, Rodentia, Muridae. The transcript has 17 exons. The record is from RefSeq and is a predicted model, not a curated record. Gene Ontology annotation, biological process: protein ubiquitination.
CCCACCCCGACUGACAGUCCGGGUGGCGGCCGAGGGAGGCGGAGUCACAGCCGAGACCCGGUGGGGGGUAGUUGUGGCGGCGGCGGCGGCGGCCCUGGUGGCGGCGGCUGCGGCGCCGCCGAGGGCUGCCGGAGAAGGAGGCGGAGAGGCACAGGGCCGCCGCUAAGGCCGCUAGGGAGCUCCUGCUGCUGAUGUGAAGUUUCACCGUUUGUGGGCAAUUAACAAGGAGGUGUCCACUUCUUUCUUUCUGAGGCGCCUCUUGCUGGGAAGAUGAGGGCCGUCUAGCUUUGUGGCUUGAAUUGAAUGUGGAGGGGUUGAUAGUCAUCGGUGAGAUUGAUGUCAUGUAGGGACCUGUUCCUUCUACCUGCCAACCUGCCCAGAGUUGUAAGAGUCCAUCCAGGACCUUCCAGUCAUGAAUAAUCUGAUGGCUCCUGAAUUAACCGGGAAAACAAACAUAUCAAGUGCCAUUUGAAGACUCUGUCUAUCUAUGUAAAACCUUUUCUGCACAUAGAAGCUUUUCCAUAAGAAGACAUUCUGAAUUUUGCAACUGAUGAAGAUUAAGCAUCAGCUGGAGCACCUUUCCACUGUUGGGGUUGGGAGUCUGUGGAGAACAGUCUGUCACUAAUGUCAGAUUUUCCUUACAGUGUUCAUAAACAAAAGCCAGUUUGCAAAAGAAAAAAUUGCACAGAUUAACCCUAAAGAAUAGCUCCAGUGUAAAGCAGGGGCAGACCUUAAAACUCUGAACCGGAGCUCAGUGACUUUUCCUGUGGUUGUAGCAGGAGUGAGGGGACUGAUCUGAAAGGAACAGAUUCCUUUGUGUCUUCAGCUAUCGGAAGUUUUUUAUUUAUUGUUUAUCUUUUUUCUUUUCUGCAUAUAUAUGCCAUUUUAAAAUACUAAUUGGAACUGUCAGUUACAAAAUAAAUAUCAAGAAAAGCCUUUUUUGGUCCAAAGGUGUGAACAGGCUUGCAGGUGAACAGGAAGACAUCUUUGGUAAAGCUUGGACCGGUCUUGGGAGAUGGUGCAUCUUGGAGGGCUCUGCUACACGCCUAGGUGGCUGGUUUAAAGGCUUGCAUCGCAGACGGAGACUAAUUAAUAGACACAGUUCUAAGAUUGCUUUUUCAUUAACAUAGAAACUAGAGAAAGGAGAAACAGAAGCCUGCAGCCUAGUCUGUGUAAGCAAGAAGUAGGACCAAACUGAGGAAACUACUUGGUCCAUUUAGAUAGCAGUUUAUUCAUACUCAGUGACCCGCAGGCCUCCACCUCUGCUUGAGGGAAGGGCUUUGCUCCAGUCUCUGUGGCACUGAGGGUGGUUCCAGCCCAUGGAGGAGUCAUUCUAGGAAGCCCUGUGUUCCUAGGGACACAGGGCCAGGCUUUGAGACAGGAAGCUUCUGGCUGUGAGCAGUGGGGGAAAGAGUGAUUUUCUUGUUAAAGCUUUGACCAUUGUCUGCAUGAGCUCUGGUGUGACUUUGCACGUUAGUGUGCCUUUCCCCUUAUGCAACCUUUUCCAGCUUACAGCAGAAACUUGCCGAGUUCAGAAAACGUGCCAGAGGGUGGCUUCAGAGGGAAGAUGAUCUUGUGUGAUCAGUCUCUGCACUUGAACUAUUGAAUAGAGAAAUCCAGCUAGAGGAAUUCUUACCGCCUUAAGUUACUUGAAAUCUAUGUGUUUGUAACCCUUUGUCUCUGGAAUUACAUUACAAAAAAAACUGGAAUCUCAGGCUGAGAAUAACGAGGCUGAGUAAAAGCGAAGAGAACUGCCUCUUCAUCAUCACUUACUAACAGCUCUUUCUCCAAAGGAUUGGUGUGGUUUCCCGCUAAGAACUUGAAAAUGAGAACGGACCCUGUGUAUUUUUAGGCAUUACCUUUCUUCGCCGACUGACGUCUUUUAUAGAGGAGUUUUUUCACUAUGCAUUUGGUGGAGCUUUAUAAGCUAUUGACCUAAUUGGACUCUAGAUCAGUUGUAACUAAAGGAGAAAAAAACAAACCAACGGAACCCAACCACAAAAAUAAGCCAAUAAAAGAACUUGGUUUGAAAUUCCUCAGUACUUUUAAAGUGAAAUACUUCAUUGAAAAAAGUAUGUAUGCAGCAGUGGAACAUGGGCCUGUGCUUUGCAGCGAUUCCAACAUCCUCUGCCUGUCCUGGAAGGGGCGUGUUCCCAAGAGUGAGAAGGAGAAACCUGUGUGCAGAAGGCGCUACUAUGAAGAGGGAUGGUUGGCCACAGGCAAUGGGCGAGGUGUGGUGGGAGUGACUUUCACCUCGAGUCACUGUCGCAGAGAUAGGAGUACACCACAGAGAAUAAACUUCAACCUGCGAGGCCACAACAGUGAGGUUGUGCUGGUGAGAUGGAAUGAGCCAUACCAGAAACUGGCCACAUGUGAUGCAGACGGAGGAAUCUUUGUGUGGAUUCAAUAUGAAGGCAGGUGGUCUGUGGAACUGGUCAAUGACCGUGGGGCUCAGGUGAGUGAUUUCACGUGGAGCCAUGAUGGGACUCAAGCUCUCAUUUCAUAUCGAGAUGGGUUUGUCCUGGUUGGUUCUGUCAGUGGACAAAGACACUGGUCAUCUGAAAUCAACCUGGAGAGCCAGAUCACCUGUGGUAUAUGGACUCCCGAUGACCAGCAGGUGUUGUUUGGCACAGCAGAUGGGCAGGUGAUCGUCAUGGACUGCCACGGCAGAAUGCUAGCCCAUGUCCUCCUGCAUGAAUCUGAUGGCAUCCUCAGCAUGUCCUGGAAUUACCCCAUCUUCCUGGUGGAGGACAGCAGUGAGAGUGACACUGACUCGGAUGAUUAUUCUCCUCCCCAAGAUGGGCCCGCGGCUUACCCCAUCCCUGUGCAGAACACCAAGCCGCUGCUCACCGUCAGCUUCACCUCCGGAGACAUCAGCUUAAUGAACAACUAUGACGACUUGUCUCCCACUGUCAUCCGUUCAGGGCUGAAAGAGGUGGUGGCCCAGUGGUGUACGCAGGGAGACUUACUGGCAGUUGCUGGGAUGGAGCAGCAGGCACAGCUCAGCGAACUGCCCAAUGGUCCUCUUCUGAAGAGUGCCAUGGUCAAGUUCUACAAUGUUAGAGGAGAGCACAUUUUCACUCUGGAUACACUUGUACAGCGCCCUAUCAUCUCUAUCUGUUGGGGCCAUCGGGACUCUAGGCUGCUUAUGGCUUCAGGACCAGCCCUGUAUGUGGUUCGUGUGGAACACCGAGUGUCCAGUCUCCAGCUGUUGUGCCAACAGGCCAUCGCCAGCACUCUUCGAGAAGACAAGGAUGUUAACAAGCUGACCUUGCCCCCUCGUCUCUGUUCCUACCUCUCCACUGCCUUCAUUCCCACUAUUAAGCCCCCGAUUCCAGACCCCAACAACAUGCGAGACUUUGUCAGCUACCCCUCAGCGGGCAAUGAACGGCUGCACUGCACCAUGAAGCGCACAGAGGAUGACCCAGAGGUCGGCGGGCCCUGCUACACACUCUACUUGGAGUACCUGGGAGGGCUCGUGCCCAUUCUCAAGGGGAGGCGCAUCAGCAAACUGCGGCCAGAGUUUGUCAUUAUGGACCCUCGGACAGACAGCAAAUCAGAUGAGAUCUAUGGGAACAGCUUAAUUUCUACUGUGAUUGACAGCUGCAACUGCUCAGACUCCAGUGAUAUCGAACUGAGUGAUGAUUGGGCUGCCAAGAAGUCUCCCAAAAUCUCCAGAUCUAGCAAAUCGCCCAAACUCCCAAGGAUCAGCAUUGAGGCCCGAAAGUCACCCAAGCUUCCACGGGCUGCUCAAGAGAUUUCUCGGUCUCCCCGAUUGCCCAUGCGCAAGCCCUCCAUGGGCUCGCCCAGCCUGACACGGAGAGAGUUUCCUUUUGAAGACAUCACUCAGCACAACUAUCUUGCUCAGGUCACAUCCAAUAUCUGGGGAACCAAGUUUAAGAUUGUGGGCUUGGCUGCAUUCCUACCAACCAACCUCGGUGCAGAGGCAAAUGAUGCUUGUAAUCACUCCUCAAUGCAAAAAUCAAAUGUUCUUUAUUGCUCUGGACAAUACUUUUGUACUAACUCAGAACAGCACAGAACUUUUCCACCAACAUUCAGAUUGUGUUUUGUAGUAAUCUAUAAAACCAGCCUGCUGCAUCUCCAGCCUCGGCAGAUGACCAUUUAUCUCCCGGAAGUUAGGAAGAUUUCCAUGGACUAUAUUAACCUGCCUGUCUUCAACCCAAACGUUUUCAGUGAAGAUGAGGAUGACUUACCAGUUACAGGAGCAUCAGGUGUCCCUGAAAACAACCCGCCCUGUACAGUGAACAUCCCUAUUGCACCAAUCCACAGCUCUGCUCAAGCUCUGUCUCCCACCCAGAGCAUAGGGCUGGUGCAGUCCCUGCUGGCCAAUCAAAAUGUGCAGUUGGAUGUCUUAACCAAUCAGACAACAGCUGUAGGGUCAGCAGAGCAUGCAGGUGAUGCUGCUACCCAGUACCCAGUCUCCAGUCGGUACUCCAAUCCUGGACAGGUGAUUUUUGGAGGUGUAGAAAUGGGCCGCAUCAUUCAGAAUCCUCCUCAAUUGCCUUUGCCACCACCGCCACCACCACCACCACAGGCGCCUAUGCAGCUGUCUGCGGUGGACCAUGGAGAUCGGGACCAUGAGCACCUGCAGAAGUCAGCCAAGGCCCUGCGCCCAGUGCCUCAGCUGGCUGCCGAGGGGGAUGCGGUAGUUUUCAGUGCCCCGCAGGAGGUCCAGGUGGCGAAGAUGAAUCCCCCACCCCCGUAUCCAGGAACUAUCCCUGCUGCCCCCACCACGGCUGCACCCCCACCCCCUCUGCCACCACCACAGCCCCCAGUGGAUGUGUGUUUGAAGAAGGGUGACUUCUCACUGUACCCUACAGCAGCACAUUACCAGCCUCCACUAGGCUAUGAGAGGAUUACCACCUUUGACAGCAGUGGCAAUGUGGAAGAGGUGUGCCGGCCUCGGACUCGGAUGCUCUGUUCCCAGAACACCUACACUCUCCCUGGCCCAGGCAGUUCUGCCACCUUGAGACUCACAGCCACUGAGAAGAAGGUCCCCCAACCCUGCACCAGUGCGACUCUGAACCGACUAACUGUCCCUCGAUACUCCAUCCCCACAGGGGACCCACCUCCUUACCCUGAAAUUGCUAGCCAGCUGGCCCAGGGGCGGAGUGCCGCUCAAAGGCUGGACAACAGUCUCAUCCAUGCCACCCUACGAAGGAACAACCGAGAGGUGGCACUUAAGAUGGCCCAGCUGGCAGACAGCUCCCGUGCCCCACUGCAGCCCCUAGCCAAGCCUAAGGGGGGUGCUGCUGGGGCAGUGGCACAGCUCCCAGCAAGACCUCCACCUGCCCUAUACACCUGCAGCCAGUGCAGUGGAGCAGGGCCCAGCUCCCAGUCAGGUGCAGCCCUGGCCCAUGCUAUCAGCACCUCCCCACUGGCCUCCCAGUCCUCCUAUAAUCUUCUAAGCCCUCCUGACACCUCCCGUGAUCGUACUGACUAUGUCAACUCAGCCUUCACCGAGGAUGAGGCCCUGUCUCAGCACUGUCAGCUCGAGAAGCCUCUGAGGCACCCCCCACUUCCUGAAGCUGCUGUCACCAUGAAGCGACCUCCCCCUUACCAGUGGGACCCCAUGCUGGGUGAGGACGUUUGGGUUCCCCAGGAAAGGACAGCACAACCUACAGUGCCCAACCCCUUAAAACUGUCCCCCCUCAUGCUAGGGCAAGGCCAGCACCUGGAUGUGGCUCGAGUGCCCUUUGUGCCUCCCAAGUCUCCGUCCAGCCCUACUGCCACCUUCCCGACAGGCUAUGGGAUGGGAAUGCCAUAUCCAGGCAGCUAUAACAACCCCUCUUUGCCUGGAGUACAAGCUCCAUGCUCCCCUAAGGAUGCCCUGUCCCAGGCACAGUUUGCACAACAGGAGUCUGCUGUGGUACUUCAGCCAGCAUACCCACCCAGCCUUUCCUACUGCACCUUGCCCCCCACAUACCCAGGAAGCAGCACCUGCUCCAGUGUACAGCUGCCGCCCAUCGCCUUGCACCCUUGGAACUCCUACAGCACCUGCCCGCCCAUGCAGAACACCCAGGGCACUCUUCCCCCCAAGCCCCACUUAGUGGUGGAGAAGCCUCUUGUGUCCCCUCCACCUGCCGAGCUCCAAAGCCACAUGGGCACAGAGGUGAUGGUAGAGACUGCAGACAAUUUCCAAGAAGUCCUCUCUCUGACAGAAAGCCCUGUACCGCAGAGAACGGAAAAAUUCGGAAAGAAGAACCGGAAGCGCCUGGAUAGCCGAGCAGAGGAAGGAAGUGUUCAGGCCAUCACUGAGGGCAAAGUGAAAAAGGAUGCUAGGACUUUGAGUGACUUUAAUUCUCUCAUCUCCAGCCCCCGCCUAGGGAGAGAGAAGAAGAAAGUGAAAAGUCAGAAAGACCAACUGAAGUCAAAGAAGUUGAACAAGACAAACGAGUUCCAGGACAGCUCAGAGAGUGAGCCCGAGCUGUUCAUCAGCGGGGAUGAGCUGAUGAACCAAAGCCAGGGCAGCAAGAAGGGGUGGAAAAGCAAGAGGAGCCUGCGGACCGCCAGUGAGCUGGAGGAAUUCAAGUGCCGCAAAGCCAGUGAGAAGGAAGAUGGGCGGCUGGGCAGCCAGGGCUUCGUGUACGUGAUGGCCAACAAGCAGCCACUGUGGAACGAAGCCACACAGGUGUACCAGCUGGACUUCGGAGGAAGGGUGACCCAGGAGUCUGCCAAGAAUUUCCAGAUUGAGUUGGAAGGACGACAGGUGAUGCAGUUUGGACGGAUUGAUGGCAACGCAUACAUCCUAGACUUCCAGUACCCCUUCUCAGCUGUUCAGGCUUUUGCUGUUGCCCUGGCCAAUGUGACUCAGCGCCUAAAAUGAAGAGACAGAUGCAGGAGUAGACAUGGCAGGAGCCUUUGGAGGCGGAGCUCAUACUGCUACUACCUGAGAAGAACAGGGGAAGCCAGCAGGCCAGGAGGGUGCUGGUCUGUAGGCAUGGCCCGGUCGUUCACUUAGCCUUUAUUGUCUCUUUUCUUUUGCUAGAGUGGUGUUUGGAAGUGAAGAAUUUGAGGUACCUUGUGUUCUUGAAGGCGGUGUAGCUUGGAUAUAGAGUGUACUGCAUUUACUUCUCAUGGCCAGGACCAAGGGCCUUUGCAGAGAAGAUAGGUUGCUCGGCCUUGCUCUUCUUUUAAACAUAGGGAGUGUUAGUGUUCGUUCUUCAUGUCAUCUGCCCUUUAUUCCAACAUUCACUCAUGAAAAAAAAAUUUUUUAAACACAACCAAAACUCUGGAAGAGUCAGCUUGUACUGGGUUGUGGAGGACAGCAUUUCAUUCACAGAUGUGUGCUGCUCACUAAAAGGUACCUGGAUGAAUGAGGGAUACAUAUGCAAAUGCCUUGUGCUCUGCUUAGGUAAACCACCAUAGAUGGGUACUGCCACCAUUGUCAACGUGAUUUGAUAGGCAGUGUGUGAGGGAAGAGAGACUGCCCAUGGACACAGGCUCACAUGCAGACAGACAACUGGAUGAGCUGAUAGUGUGGCUCAUGCAAGGGUGAUUUUCCAAGGAUGGUAGUUGGAAACCCCACUGGUUUCUUGUGUCAGAAGUAAUCCUAUCUGACUUUGAAAGAAGGUAAGAGACUUCAGUCAGUGGGCCGAUCCAGGCUGGGGUGGAGCUGGGUUUACAUCAUAGUCAUUAGACUGCUCACUCACCAGAUACCUCCCUCCACUUGUCAAGAACCUGCCUUGGCUCUCCUUCCCCCUUUGUUUGACUCUGGAGCAUUUUACUGUAGACGUCUUUCUCUUUAGAUCCUAUUGCUCUGUCUUUUCUAAACCGUGAAUGAGACUUGAUUUGCAACUACACCUUUCCUUCCCUUGUCCACAUUAAAAUUCAGUUGUUUUGAAUGCUUUCCAGCAGUUAUAAGUGUAAUCAAAAAUAUGUGUGCAUUUCCUAGCAUACUAAAAGAUAGAGCCAUAGUCACAUCUUUGGGGAAAACACCACAAUAUGCUGUAAGGGGGAAAAAAAACUGUUUUUGGGUGCAUAGACUGUACUAAAAGAUUGACCACAACUAUGGGAGAGCCUUGUUAAGACUGUCUGUGCUUUAUUCAUUCUGCCUGUAGCAUGUUUGCAAAAUUUUUUCUCGUGGGAACACACACACCCAGGAAAACACCCAGACCUUGGGAGUAAGGCCCAGUUCUCGCUGUCGCUGCAACCUGUGCUGCUUGUUCCCAGAGCGCAAGAGCUUUAACUUUUGACUUGGGUCUUAUUUGAAAGCUGACAAGUGGAAGAUGCUAAGGAAAUUCUUUUCACCUUAAAUGUUGAUUUAGUUUCCUCCUCUUUUUCCUCUUCCUCCUCCUCCUUGUGUUUGGUUUAAAAAUAAUGAAAGAAACUGUCUGAUUCCUUUAGCUGAGAAAAAUUAAAUUACUCAUCAUUUUUUCCUAGAUUCCAAGGAACUAUGGACAAGAACAUCUCCCAGCUGAUAGUGGGGUUUUCCAUUUUAUAAUUUAAAAUAUGAGAGCUGAUUCUUAGGUGGGCCAGUUGUCCCGGAACAAGUUGAGCAGUAUGUUCAGAGUUAGUGUGUUUACGUAAGUCCCUGUAGCUUGAUAAGGCAUCCAGUGCUUAGCAUUAGCUGUGCAAUACUGUUGUCGCCUCUCUGUGUAUGGAAUAAUUUAAAUGCAGUUUUCUUUGUUUUGUUGUCUAAGAGAUAGUUAUUUAUCUUGCUCUUUAUAGUAUUCUUGGGAACUAUUUUGUUAUUAUGUAUUGGUGAUUUAUGCCCAUUUUAUUAUUUAUUUAGAAAAAUAGUACCUUUGUAAUGCCUUGUUUGGUGGCAAUAUAUUUUGCUGCAAAAAAUAAAGAGAAUAUGACAGAAGGUUUUUGUGGGGGACGGGGAGGCUAGGUGCUUUGCAACUUUCUUGAGAGUUGGAGAAAAUCUUAUUGAUCCCCUAAAAAAAUAAAUUCACUCUUUAUCUCAGUAUUGAUUAUAUGCAAAAUAGGCAAUAUCUUUGAGAUAGCAUACCCUAAGACAGUAUUUCUUAUUUUGAAAAUGUUAAUUUAAAAUAAAAUGUGAUAAGACACAGGAAGGGCAAGACAUCUGAGAUAAGAGUCUCAAAAGAGUCCCUUAGUAAAUGAUCUUCAAGUUUUAGGGGUUUUUUUUUUUGUUGUUGUUUGUUUUGUUUGUUUGUUUUGUUUUUUUUAGUUAAAAUUUACCUUUUCCAGACUGCAAAAGUUAUACUUACAACUUUGCUAAAUAAGAACAUCCCUAAAAGAUACUCUUUGUCUGUGGAGAUGCAGGCUUCUGGCCUUGAGUUGCUUGACCUGUGAGCUGCAGGAACAGCAGCCACUCACCAGCCUCCUCCCCCAGGUGGAGAGUGAGUCUCAGGUUCCACAUGGGCAGAAAGCUGCUGGCUGCAGCAGUUGUGGCAUCGUAUCUUUUAAGAUAAUGGCUUCUUCCAGUCAAUAUCACUUGAUUAAAUUCUCCUCAAAUGAAGACUUUUAAGUAACAGAAUUUUGGGUACUUCAUGGUUAUUAAUAGCAAUUUGUGAAUGUCCCAAUGUCUCAUUGGAUACUGAAAUUAAAAACAGUCAACUAUAUAGAGACCCAUAGGAAAAGAGUAUAUUAACCAACAUGAAAACUAGUGUUAGAUUUAUUUGGCUCUAGUAUCAUCAAAACAAAAGUUAUGGGUGAAUAUACUUAUUUGAAUGUAUAGCCUGAGAAAAACUGGGACCACCACAGCUAGAAAUACUCGGCUCUAAUGAGCAUACAAAGCGAAAGCUUUUGCAUGUUGGUUUUGUCCAUCCAGAGACUGGCCUUCUGUGUAAUACUCACUCUGUAGUCAAAGGCCAGGGACUCCAGGUCCACUUGUCGUGCCACGGGGAUAGGGGUGACUUUGGCCAGGCCCCUAGGGUGCCUGGCCUCCUUUUGUCCAUCUCUUAAAUGAAAAGUCAUACCUGGAGAAGCUUAAACACUGCAUUCUGGCUCUGGUAGCCUGAGAGCUCAGAAUUCAGCAGCUUGUCUUCCCUUUCACGAGGGUGGGAGUAUGUGUCAAAACGUGGCACCUGUGUAGACAAAAGUUUUCAUGAGUCUGUAAGCUGUCUAUUGUCUCCUGAAAAGAAACCAGAAGUUUUCCCCUAAAUGUGUUUAGAAUGCUUAUUCUAAUAAAAUGAUGGAAGCAUCAAAUCCAAGUGUAGUGGAAGUCCCCAAGGAGUCCCCAAGGAGUGGGGGGUCCUCAAGUAAAACAAGGCACUGUGUGGCUGUAAAACUGGGUGUGGGUUGCCGCCUUUGGUGUGCUGUCCUGUGAGCUGGGGACAGGUUGGCCACAGUAGCUGGGUUUGAGCUGGCAUUUGCUCCUGGGAGUUUUUGGUAACAUACAGUUCAGAAGACUACACCGCUGUGUAUCGCCUCAUCUCUGGCAGAUGAACUCUGGAGGAUUGUGACUGACUUGGUUUCCAUUUUCUUCAGCUUUGUGCAGUUCUCCUGUGACUUUGUAUCCGUGUUUUCUGUUUACAAGUCAAUUUUAAGGGGAAGGGUAGGAUAAGAUCUAGUUUAUUGUAGAUAUUCUUUCUCGUGUUGUAGAAAAGCAUGGGUUAUACAUUUGAGUGGAAACGGCACUGUAUUAUUUACCAAAGGUGUAUUGUUUGCAUUUGUUUAUAAAUGCAUUAUUUUAGUACUGUAAAUUUGGGCAUAAUUUCCGAGUUUACUACUAUUGCUACUGCUGGCAUCUGUCUUUCUCCUUCUCUGUCAUCUUUUUUAUCCCCAUAAAUGUGCAAUGUGGGGUGCAUAUGUCACAGACCAAACAAGACCACCAGCAUGUUCUUGUCCACACUUUGGGAACAGCGUGCACUGUUUCAUACACAUCGGUCCCUGCAGUGUUGGUUUCUUCAUUUCCUUUGAAAAGUCAGCAUUUUGCUUUAACCUUCCAGACAAGAUCUGUUGAGAGUCACCAUUGCAUCUCAAUGAGCUCUCCCUUAUUUGCCUAUCUUUGUAUGUAUUUUGUAUACUAGAUUGUCCAGGAAGUAUUCUAGAAGGGAGUAAUGGUUUGCAUUCAAAAUGAUGUAAUUUUCCAAAUUAUUUUGCCUUUAAAAUUGAAAUGGGUUAAUCUCAUUUUUUUCUUGAUGAUUUGAAAUUGUAAGAUUUGUCCAGCUAUUGCUUAAUAAAAUUUUGCAGAUCAAAAAAUAUCAA